Molecule: messenger RNA, 1150 nt
Organism: Babjeviella inositovora NRRL Y-12698
Lineage: Eukaryota; Fungi; Ascomycota; Pichiomycetes; Serinales
Exons: 1
Coding region: 127-795 (222 amino acids)
Cellular component (GO): cytoplasm
Molecular function (GO): phosphatase activity; inositol diphosphate tetrakisphosphate diphosphatase activity
Source: RefSeq, a predicted model, not a curated record
AACCACGUUAUAUCCCGCUAAGUCACCUCUGCUGUUGUUUCCAGACUCAGUUGUCUGUAUUUAUAUUAAAUUGAAACCUCUGACAUCCAGUUAUUAUACCUUUGAUCCCACAUACCCCCUUCCAUUAUGAAUUCACAGGUCCUCAGUUUUGGAACCUCCGACCUACAAGCUGCUUUGCCGUUCAUACCAGGCAACACCACCAACCACAGCCAUUCCGUAGGGUCACGCACAAUAGACACAGACCCCAGCGAAGAGGAGCCGGAAGAGGAGGUUGAAAUUUUUGACGACAAGAAGAAAAAGGCAGUGCCACCGUUGAACUUUGCGCUUGUGGAGAAUGGAAUCUUCCGCUCGGGGCACCCGAUGCCGAUAAAUUUUGACUUUCUCGCGUCGUUGCGGUUGAAAACGAUCAUCUACUUGGGCGACAAGGAAGACAACACCGCGUACUACGAGUGGAUUGAGUCCCAAGGCAUCAAUUUCAAAUAUUUCCGCAUGGAAUCGGUUUCCGAGCCGUUCAAGGCCAAUAACCCCGAGGCAUUGACCAAUGCCUUGCACUUGAUCUUGGACUCCACGAACUAUCCGAUUCUCAUCCAUUCUAACAAGGGGAAGCACCGCAUCGGAGUGCUUGUGGGCCUCAUGCGCAAGUUGCUCCAAGGCUGGGCCCUCAGCGGAAUCUUUGACGAGUACGAUAGGUACGCUGCGGGGAAGGGUGAGGGUGACUUGGAGUUUAUUGAGAUCUUCCAGCCGGUGUUGGAAUACGAAGAGCGGUGCAAGCCCGGGUUCUUGCGAACAUACUGAGAUAUUAUCAUUUUCUUAGAGUAUCAAGAAUGUCUAUCUAUUUAUCACGGUUAUUACAAUGUGCUUUGUGUUAGAAUCGGGCUUGACCACCACCAAGCUGUUCGGUUAGUGCGAGUAGUGUCCUUGACGCUAGGUUAAAAUGCUGUUUGGGCACUAACCGGGUGGUUGGUUCUUUCCAUGGCAAACAAACUGGGAGAUGAAUGCCAAUAAGAGGGUUUGAUGAGUUUUAAACUGGGGUAUUUAUGCAAGUUUCGGUGUAGCAUUCCCAGGAUCUUGCUUCGAAUUAUAUAAUUCUUGUCAUUUUUGGACUUAAAUUAAAUAGCAUUAAAAAAAUCCGAAAAAUAAUUGGAUUCAG